UCGUUUCCGGUUUGUCACUUCCGGGAUUUUUGACACGCAAAAUGUUUACAAUUUCUUUAUCAAUGCGCUCCAAGUCGUUUUGAGAAAUGGAAAUACACUUAGCUAAAUUUUAAAGAUGUGGUCAAUAUUUUCGCGUGAUCCGGCAAAGGAUUUUGCGUAUGUUAUCGGCGAGAGAGUCCCUGGCUUAGAGGAGAAGUCGGUCUGGUCACUUCACCAGGGAAAGAAAAAGACAGGAGGAGAACCAGUGUCAGUGUUUGUAUUUGACAUAAAAUCCAGCAGUGAAUCACAGACUGCACUAGCAAGGUCAUCCUUCAAAAGAAUUAAAACUCUGAGACAUCCAAACAUUCUCACCUUCUUAGAUGGAAUUGAGACAGAUAAAGUGAUAUACAUAGCCACAGAGCCGGUCACUCCCUUGUCAACAUACAUAGAGAACAACGAUGCUUCAGAAAGGCAAAAUCAGCUGGCAAUUUCAUGGGGGCUCCAUAAAAUUACGAAAGGAUUAUCAUUCUUGGUGAAUGACUGCAAUUUGAUACACAAUAAUACUUGUAUGUCAUCGGUGUUUGUGGACCAGGCAGGAGAGUGGAAGCUAGGUGGGGUUGAUUAUUUGUACCCUGCCACAGGUCCUGAGAGUGUUCCACCAGUUAAAAUAUUGCCCUACCUAGAAAGAUAUGACCCUCCUGAAAAGUCUGACUUAAAGAGGGGAAUCAAAGGAGAACAAUGGUCCUCAGAUAUGUGGGGCCUUGGUUGUCUGAUAUGGGAAGUCUUCAAUGGACCUUUACCACGGACGUCAGCCCUCAAAGCUUUUGGAAAGAUACCAAAGAACCUGGUGCCUAACUACUGUGAACUUGUGAGUGCAAACCCGUCGUCCCGUCCCAAUCCUGCCAAAUUUAUCUCUGACUGUUGUAGACAGGGAGGCUUCAUGAAUAACCCUUUUGUGAAAACUAUGCUCUUUCUUGAAGAAAUCCAGAUAAAGGAACCAUCGGAAAAGUCAAACUUUUUCAGCAAACUUACAGAUGCUAUAGACACAUUUCCAAAGCAGUUAAGUCGACACAAAGUGUUGCCCCAGUUACUGCAUGCCUACGAGUUUGGCAACUGUGGAUCAAUGGUGUUAGCUCCUCUGUUCAAGGUAGGAAGGUUAUUAGACAAUGAUGAGUACCAGGCAAAGAUUGUACCUUGUGUUGUCAAACUGUUCUCCUCAACAGAUAGAAAUACCAGGGUGAAACUACUACAGCAGAUAGACAUGUUUGUUGAACAUUUACAUGCUCAGACUGUGAAUGAUAAAAUCUUUCCCAGUAUUGUCACGGGCUUUAUGGACACAAACCCAGUAGUGAGAGAAAGUACUAUAAAGGCCAUGUUACAUUUAGCACCAAAAUUAAACUACAAGAAUCUGAAUGAAGAACUGAUGAAACAUUUUGCAAGAUUGCAGGCCAAAGAUGAUCAGGGAGGAAUAAGAACGAACACAACAGUAUGCCUGGGUAAAAUUGGCUCAUACCUGAACCCGCAGUUAAGACAGCGUGUUUUAUGUUCAGCAUUUUUACGUGCUAUCAAAGAUCCGUUCCCGCCAGCACGUCAGGCAGGUAUUAUUGGUAUGGGUGUCACCCAGCAUCUGUUUACUAUGGCUGAUAUUGCACAGAAAUUGAUGCCACCGCUGUGUAUGAUGACCAUGGAUCCUGAGAAAAUUGUUAGAGACCAGGCAUUCAAGACUUUGAAGAGUUUUUAUGAGAGGUUGGAGAAAUUGUCAGAAAAUCCAGACCUGUUACAAGAGUUAGAGAAGGAUGUUUUCUCCGGAGGUACAGUUAAUAACACAGCAGCUGGCUGGGCAGGUUGGGCCAUAGGUGGUGUUUCUACACUCACCUCUAAAGUGUACAGUAAAGCAACAAAGAAACAAACAGGACCUCAGAUGAAAGGGCCGGCCCAGACAGACACCAGUGCUGCAUCUAAACCUACUGUAGAAUCUGUGACACCUGUGUCACCUUCAGGUGUUAAUGCUGAUGAUAAAAAUGAUGAUAUAGAGGAACAGAAUGAUAAUGACUGGGGUGAAGAUGAUGAUGACUGGGGCGAAAUUGAUACCCCAGCAUCUACCAGUGAACAUACAGCACAGAAUGCUCAAUCAUAUGGUGAUGAUGAUGAUGAUAAUGAAGACAAUGAUGAUGGUUGGGAUAAUGAAGAUGAUGAUAACUGGGGAUCUAUAGAGGCUGUGCCUACACAACCGUCACAUUCUAGGAGUGCAAAUAGGACACAAGAUUCAUUUGGAAUUAACAAAACAAACAGUGAAUCAAGUUUUGGUCAUAAACAGAGUAAACAGUCUGAUAGUGAUUGGGGGUGGGGUAAUGAUGAUAUGUCAACAUUUGAAAAUGCUAGUACUGUUUCAAAUAAGCAAGUAAAAGGAGCUUUAAAACUUGGUGGCCCUAAGAAAGCAACUAGUGAUGAUUUUGGUUGGAUUGAAGAAGAAUUUGCACCUAUAGAAGACAGUAGUGUAAAACCAGCAAGUUCAUAUGAUUGGGGAACUUCUGGUGAACAUACUGGACAAGAUUUCUUUUCUAUGAUUGAUACUGGCCCUAAGGUUGGUAAAACAAAGAGGCCACAAAGUCACUCAAGCGGUAGUUCCACACAGUCCACUCCCUCCAGAGAAACCACUCCCUCAAAUGCAAAACAGCCUGGUUCACAGUCUAAAUUAAAGGAACAGAACCAGUCUGCAGUGAGAGACAAAGGGGGAGGUUUUGACGAAUCUGGAUGGGGGGACACAGGAGGCUGGGAGGAUGAUAGCUGGGAUAAUCUGUCAGCAUCAAAGGAGACAGAAGCAGAAAGAAAAAAGCGGGAACGGGAAGAGAAGAGGUUACAACGUCAGCAGGAGAUGGCGCAGAAACGCGAGGCCAGGAAGGGUGGUGCAAUGAAACUUGGAGCCAAAAAAUUAGCAGCAGAUUGAUAUUGUUUGUGCUUGAUGAUUGUAUGUUAUUUAUGUAGAAAUGUCUUGGAGUUAAUGGUGUCUGUAUUUGUUACUGAAGAGAGACGAUGUUUCAGAUAGGAUAUUACACUUACGUUUGUGCAGAAAUAAAGUGUUUGUCUUCCAGUAUUAUGUGACAUAUGAAGUAAGAUGUAGGAAUAGAUAUACAAACAAGCUAAGAAUGCAUUGUCUACAAUCGUUGUUUAAUGACUCGUAUGAAGAUAUAUCUCCACUGAUCUUUUUUGACAUCUUAUUUAAUCAUUUGAGACAUUAUGUGAAAAGCUGCUUGCAACAACUGCUUGCACUUUUAAGAAUAUGUUGUGUUUUAAAGUGUUGUGUGUAUGAUGCUUUAUGUUUAUUUAUGUUUUACCAGUCAGUCAGUGUCUUUAUGUUCACAGUGUUAUAGACCAUCCAGUCUAAGAUUAUAAACUGUUCCGAGACCAUUUUCUAGGUUUUGCGGAUUUUACCACUAAUCAGUUAUAUUAUUGAAGAAAAAAACUACCACACUUUCAUAGAGAAUUUAGAGAAGUCUCCCAAGUUUGGCUUUUUAUUUGGUAUCCUGUAAUAUUUGCAGGCUAAACUUUUAAAAUUCAAAGUGAACAAAUGAAAGAUAUAAAUAUGAGGAGUAUUCUUUUAUGAUAUGAGCUGUGCCAUGGGAAAACCAACAUAGUGGCUUUGCGACCAGCAUGGAUCCAGACCAGCCUGCGCAUCCGCGCAGUCUGGUCAGGAUCCAUGCUGUUCGCUAACGGUUUCUCUAAUUGCAGUAGGCUUUAAAAGCGAACAGCAUGGAUCCUGACCAGACUGUGCGGAUGCGCAGGCUGGUCUGGAUCCAUGCUGGUCGCAAACCCACUAUGUUGGUUUUCUCAUGACACGGCUCAUAUAUUGUCUGUAGACAGGAGAAUAUUGCUUAGAAAGAUUUUGUACAUUGUUGGAUAGCCACAAUUGACUACCUGCAUCUGUCAAACGUGGGUUAAUUGGCUAGCUUCCUGCUGGUCUGCAAAAUAGAAGUACAGUGGAAGAAGAGUGGAGGAAAGAACUGGUCGUGGAUGUAUGACAUUGUGUUCCAUAUUAACAUAUUUAAUGAAUUUGGAGUUAUGUGUAUGACGUACAAACAUGUGUAUUAUCAUAAGACUACAUGUAUACGUGAAUUAUCGAGAUAAUGUGAAAAAGAAAUGAAAUAAAAUGGGAAAUUAUUAACAAAU
This is a messenger RNA of Mercenaria mercenaria, 4146 nucleotides long. RefSeq names its product N-terminal kinase-like protein. Lineage: Eukaryota; Metazoa; Mollusca; Bivalvia; Venerida; Veneridae. The transcript is spliced from 20 exons. Gene Ontology annotation, molecular function: protein kinase activity; ATP binding. Gene Ontology annotation, biological process: protein phosphorylation. The record is from RefSeq and is a predicted model, not a curated record. The coding region runs from base 116 to 2926 and encodes 936 amino acids.